GUGGUAACCAACAGAAGCUACACACAAGACAAGAGCUAGCCUGACUGCAAAGAACACAUCAACAUGCCAAGCUUACUGCCAGGUGCCAAUGAGCUGGACAACAUGAGCAAGGAGGAGAGUCCACCACAGACUCAGAGAAAAGACCUUAAGUGGCGGUUUCACUGCAAGUUUGCGAAAACCCCAAUGACAGACAAAUUCAAACCUAGUGAAACCCUCCUCUGGUCGCAGUCACUGGAAACUCUUCUGAAAUCUAAAAAUGGUAUGGCAACUUUCCAGGCCUUCCUCAAAUCUGAGUUCAGUGACGAGAACAUUGAAUUCUGGCUGAUCUGUGAGGAGUACAAGAAAAUCAAGUCCACUUCUCGGCUGGGCUCCAGGGCCAAGAAGAUAUUCGAACGCUACAUCCAGGCUGAAGCACCCAAAGAGAUCAACAUCGACCAUAAAACCAGGGAAGUCAUCAAGCAAAAUGUCCAGGCCCCCACCAGGUGGUGCUUCGACGAGGCCCAGAGAAUCGUGUUUGGCCUGAUGGAGAAAGACUCAUACCCCAGGUUCCUCCGCUCCGACCUCUACAGAACACUUCUGGAAUCAGUCUCGGAUAUGAUCAAGGUGUGAGGACCUGGCUCAUUGAGCAAAAACCUGGAAAACUUCUUGACUCCUCUCUAAGGAAGAGCUGGACAAGGACAUUGAGGAGUACUGUUGGUUGACAAGGCCAAGGCCUGGAUUGUUAUGGACGUGCAGAACCUGGACAGUGGCACGACUGCCUUCAGCUACCUAUGCCUGUUGCCUUGCUGUACUUCUACACUACGCAAGUGGCUGAGGAAUACGCUCACAAAGGAAAUUGAGCUUCCCCUGUAGCUGAGUCACCUCAACCAAAAUGUGGGGUCCCUGAGGUAGCUGGUACUUUUUCUGAAGAGGGGGAAAUCCUCACAGUAAUCUCUGCGUACGACUUCCACUGAUAAGGCCUGAUCUAAAUAGCAAAAUAAGCAGAUGAUGUUUAUAGCGAGCAAUGCUUUAGCGGUUUGUGAUGGGAUGGCAAAAGUGAUGGCCCACUCUAACAGGAUUCAAUGAGGGGGUCCCAGGUCAUGUUGCCCCCAGAAGAUUCAUGGACAUUGGACUAGAUCCAAGAACCAUCAGUCCGUCUGACUAACUGUUUGCUUCUUUACAAGACUAUUUGUCCACUAUUCAACCAAAACCCCUCAUAUACAGAGCCAUGAUCGACAGAAAACAUUUUCUAUGUGAAAGGAAUUGUCCUCGCAGGUAAACGUUUGUACACAGUGAGAUUUAUGCGAGCAAUACAGCUUAUAAAUCUCAGUGUAGCUUAAAAUUUGUAGUCAGCUUCAUUCAAUCUACCUAAGAAAUCUUUUCUGGAGAUUGUAACUGUCUGACUGUUUGUAAAUAUUUAACUGUUUCUGUUCUUAUUGUUUUAAAUUAUGGCUCCAUUACAGACACUUGUUUGAGUAUUUCACUGGUGGAAAUACUUUUUCUAUGCAUGUUUCUACCUGCCUGUGGCUUAUAUUAUGAGAUACUGAAUAAAUCCAAACCUUAAAACAAA
Molecule: messenger RNA, 1549 nt
Organism: Colossoma macropomum (tambaqui)
Lineage: Eukaryota; Metazoa; Chordata; Actinopteri; Characiformes; Serrasalmidae
Gene: rgs13a
Product: regulator of G protein signaling 13
Exons: 5
Coding region: 64-609 (181 amino acids)
Source: RefSeq, a predicted model, not a curated record